Messenger RNA from Metopolophium dirhodum (rose-grain aphid), 747 nucleotides. RefSeq names its product protein C19orf12 homolog. The transcript has 3 exons. Lineage: Eukaryota; Metazoa; Arthropoda; Insecta; Hemiptera; Aphididae. The record is from RefSeq and is a predicted model, not a curated record. Bases 128 to 613 code for a protein of 161 amino acids.
UAAUAUUAUGAUUAUGAACUUCGAACAGUUCGAACAAGCAAUGCUGCAGCUGCUGAAUAUGGUCUGAAGUAUAUCUGAUUGUCAUUGGUCGUAUUGUAUCACGUUUGUAUUAUUUUAGUGAAUGUGAAUGAUUGGUGAAAAUAUUUUUCGUGUAAUUAUAAUUAAUAAAUCUUCAAGAAAAAUGUCAUCUAUUGCGCCUCAAAGUGUGGUAAAAUCCCUUGAAGUAGUUGGUGAAAUUUUCCAGGAAGAAAAUAUAAAAAUAUGUGUUAAAGAAUCUGUUAAAGGUGGCCUUAUAACAGGCAUUGCAGCUCUGGUUGGCGGAUUACUCGGUGGAAAGAGUGGUUUAAUUGCUGGUGGAGUAAUGGGUACAGUAGCUGCUUGUUCAAUGACUAAAGAUUUUAAAUCUCUUCUACAAAUUAUAAAUGAAAUGGACUAUGAAAAACAGAAAAAACUUUUUGAUACCAUACAAAAUGUAAUAUCAUCAAUUGACAUGAGUGAUGUAGUCAAAUUGGUGGUUUUAUUAAGCACAAGUCAAUCAAUAAAACAAGCUGUCAUUCAUGAAACUAUUAACUUUUUGCGCAAUGAAAUGAGUCUGGAAAUAUGCCGUAGUUAAUAAAAAAAUUUUUUAUUGUUAAAGCAAUAAAUUAAUGUAUGUAUGUUCAGGAAUCUGUUUAUAAUGUAAAAUUAAUGAUAAUAUAAAAUAAAUUGCACAAUUAUUAUUUAAAAUAAAUUAUUAUUGAAUAUAGA